UCCCGCUUCAGUCCCGCUUUUUUGUUGCAUGCCCAUGCCGGUGCUGGUGUUGAUGCACAUGAGCUUGCAAACAGCACCAAUUCAUCCUGACACUUAAGCUUGACGGCACCCGAGAGGCCCAAUUGGAGCAUGUUCAGCGACAACUUAAAGCGUCGUAAUUCCGGACGCUCUCCAGAUCCCAAAGGGAAUUCUAGAAAGAUACUUCGCUACGAUCAGAGUUCAGGAUACACAGCCAACAGUCACUUUGAAAGGGUGAACGGCUCCAAUCCAAGUUCAAGAAGAUCAUCCAUGUCACUACAAAAUGGAGCCGAACUGGCCGGAUACGGCACACCUCAAUCACGUUCACCAUCCACAAGGAAUGGAUACGAUGUUCCCACCCUCAAUAACGUGGAAGCCAUCCCAAAAGCGCUCGAAAGCUUCGUCUUGGCUAUUUCCAAUCGUAACCAGACCUCUCAACAUCUCAGUAAUGUGCAAGGCGAUUUCGAGAGUAUGGCACCCAAGCACACAGACUUUCCAGCUCUCAGAUUACAAUCAACCCACAGACUAACCCAGGCUCGGAGUGAUAACGAAGCAGCCGAGGCACAGGCUGCCACGGCCACUAAGUUGUUAUUAGACGCACUGCAAGGACAGAGCUCAACCUCUCAUCAAAACUGUGUUCCUCGAACAGAACUCGAUUCUCUUAAAGAACAGCUUCAGGAGAUGAAGUCUGAGAAUCGCGAGAUGAAGAGAAGAUUAGGCGUUGUGGACAGACGUCUAGAGGACGAAGCCAAUUCCGCCCAGAGACCAGAGCAAUAUGCGUUAAACCGUAUGACGGACCGCAUGGCAAAGAUCGAGGAAGUUAACAGAGCGACAAGUAGUACUAUCAGUUCAGCUGUCCAGAACCACAAAGCUCUGCAAGAUCAGACUGUUAAGGACAGAUUGAGUUUCAGAACUCGAUGUUCUGCUUUGGAGGAUUACAUGGAAAAAAACAAAGCUAAGCACAAGGAGAACGCUCAGGCCAUCAGCAGUAUCCAAACCACUUUAGACGAUCACAUCGGAAAGAGCGACGGAGAGCACAAAGAGCACACUUCAAAGAUUGAACUUUUCAAAGCCGACGUCAACACGCUGCAGCGGACCCUCAAUUUAGACGUUCUCCCUAGGCUGGAAGAGAACGAAGAUGCUGCGGCGACUGCUCACAAAGCUUUGAAGAGUCUCGAACUUCAACACAAAUCGCUAGCAAACCGUCAAUCUCCUGCGGUCGCUGCUGUUGUUGCUCCAACUCCUGCUUUCCAUGAGCUCGUAUCCAGACUGGACAGCAACGAAUCAAGACUAGGUCUAGUCGAGGCAGAAUUAGACAAUCACGAUUCAAGACUGGAUGAGAUCGAGAGGGCCGCUGAAAGGAUCACCGACGAGAACGAAUUCAAGGACGAAAUGAUGAGUGGGCAGAUAUCAGAGCUCAACACAAAGCUGGACGAAAUGCAAAGGAAUUCUGGAAACGAUGUGAGAGACAUCAGAAAAGAGCUCGAGGACCUUGAUGCUUGGAAGGAUCUGCAAACACACAUCCAGAACCUCAGGUCCACUUUAAACGACCACGAGAGGAGUACAAAGACAAUGAUCGAGGAACUUGGCAGAAGCAUGAGACUUUACGUGGAAGAGAUGAGGUCAUCAGCCAAAACAGAGAUGGAAGAGUUGAAAUCAAGCUCGACCUACACAAGCCAGCUGCUCGAGAAUCACGUCGACCUCUUGCAAAGGCACGAGGGACGCCUAAACUCGGUCACCACAGAGGAGCUGGUGCGAAUGAUGGAGAACCAGUGGCGUGCCACAUUCGGCGCGCCCGAUCAACUCAAGGGAUUGACGAUUCGACUAGGCAAGCUAGAAAACUUUACUAGAGAUACCUUCAAGGGCCUCGAUCCGACAGUAAAGGCUCUCAGGACCAGAGUUGAGGGCAUGGCGGCGAGCGCACAAGCACGGAUGACGAAAAUUGAGAAUGACAUUCAGUCUUUGAGAACCGUGGGUUGAGCUAGAAAGGAAGGCGCAUACCGCCAAAGCAUAGCAUAGCAUGGAGUUAGGGGUAUGGAUGCUAUACCCAUUUUCGAGGAGCUUCGCAGCUCAAGCUUGUACUAUAAUCUCGGUAAUCACGAGUAUG
This is a messenger RNA of Aureobasidium pullulans EXF-150, 2125 nucleotides long. RefSeq lists its product as uncharacterized. Lineage: Eukaryota; Fungi; Ascomycota; Dothideomycetes; Dothideales; Saccotheciaceae. The coding region runs from base 130 to 1998 and encodes 622 amino acids. The record is from RefSeq and is a predicted model, not a curated record. The transcript is spliced from 3 exons.